UUUAAUGAGAACCUUCACAUCCCCACAGCUGAAUCGAUCGCCAUGAAGUUGGCUGCUGUAUUCCUUCUCGUGGCGUUAAGCUGCAGCUUUGAAACACAAGCAUCUACUGUUUCAGGGAACUGCCUUGCCAGUCUAUUGGAGAAUGGUGCUCCAUCACUUAUUCUGAAGCUUGGAAAUCUUCUCUGCAAAUACCAGCAAGCAAAGGAGACCCAAAACCAGAGCUUAUUCGUUGCUUUCAUCGGUGAGCUAAAGGUGGUUCUGGCAGAAGUUGGAUGUUCUAUGGAUGAUCUUUUGGGGAAACAUGUAGAAACAACCAUUGAUAAUGUUGUGGUGAUUGCAGACAAAGUUGCCCUUGUCCUGUUUGAUAUCAUGAACGGAUUGCCUGUUACAACCAAGUUUAUGAGAGUUGCAUGUGGAACACUGGAAAAUCUUCUAUCAAAAGUUAAAAGUAUAUUGGAAACAGUCAAAAAAACCUUGGAUAACGUUGUGAAUAAACUGGGAAUCCAGCAAAGACCGCACCAUUAAUCAGGACAAGCCAUCUGAUGAGCCAAAAUGGACAGCUCUCUCUCUUGGUGGACAAGGGUUCCAAAGACCAAUAGACCUUUAUUUCAAAAUAGAGAUUUUGUGACCCUGUAACAAAAGGCUUUAAGUAAAAGACAAUAUAUAAAUAUUUGAUUACAUUUAUUAUAUUUAAAAAAAAAAUAUU
Messenger RNA from Xenopus tropicalis (tropical clawed frog), 706 nucleotides. RefSeq lists its product as uncharacterized. Bases 43 to 525 code for a protein of 160 amino acids. The transcript has 11 exons. NCBI's taxonomy places the organism in Eukaryota, Metazoa, Chordata, Amphibia, Anura, Pipidae. The record is from RefSeq and is a predicted model, not a curated record.